Agelaius phoeniceus (red-winged blackbird) is the source of this 858-nucleotide messenger RNA. NCBI's taxonomy places the organism in Eukaryota, Metazoa, Chordata, Aves, Passeriformes, Icteridae. The record is from RefSeq and is a predicted model, not a curated record.
CCCGCUCCUCCCCUGCUCCGCCGGUGCCUCUCCUGUGUCCCCGCAGCCUGCGGGACCCUCGCUGCCAUCGGCACCAUCGAGGCUGAAGCCGCUCCGGGAGCCAGAACUGCCCCCGUGCCCUGCCCCGGCCCCACAUGGACCUCCCGGCGGAGGAUGGGGCUGAGGCACCCCAGGAGAGGAGCCCCGAGGCUGAGGUACCCGAGGGGCCGCGGCGCCCGGCGGGGCAGUGGUCGGGGGCCGAGGCGGGCUCGUGGCUGGCGGCGCACGGCGGGGCCGCGGGGCUGGCCCGGGAGCACGGCCUGACGGGCCGGGCGCUGCUGCUCCUGAGCGAGGGCUCCCUGCGGCGCAUGGGGGUCACCCCGCGGAGCCGGCGCCGGGAGCUGCUGCGGGAGCUGCUGCGGCUGCGGCUGCAGCAGGAGGUGCAGGAGCUGCGGAGCCUCGCUGGCGGUGAGCACCCCCCGGGCCCGGGGCAGGGGCUGCGCUCCCCGGGGGAUGGUGCUGGGAGAAACGAGGCGCGCUCCUUGUCACAGACACGCUUUGUGAGAAAUCCUUGCCUUGGGAUUUUUCUCUCCUGAGAAGCUGAGAGGCCUCAGGAACAAAAUGCGACCAAUGGUUAUCUGCUGCUGUGGAAUGCAACAGGUGCAGCUGGGAUUGGGCUCAUGUGGUUGUUUCUAAUUAAUGGCCAAUCACAGCCCAGCUGUCUCGGACUGUCUAGUCAGUCACAAGAUUUUAUUAUCAUUCCAUUUUCCUUCCUUUCCUUGCAAGCCUUCUGAUGAAAUCCUUUCUUCUAUUCUUUUAGUAUAGUUUUAAUAUAAUAUAUAUAUAUCAUAAAAGAAUAAAUCAGCCUUCUGAAACACA